Messenger RNA from Aphanomyces astaci, 3063 nucleotides. RefSeq lists its product as hypothetical. Bases 30 to 2957 code for a protein of 975 amino acids. The transcript has 2 exons. Lineage: Eukaryota; Oomycota; Saprolegniomycetes; Saprolegniales; Verrucalvaceae. The record is from RefSeq and is a predicted model, not a curated record.
GUCAUUUCCAAACUUGCUCGCAACCACCGAUGAAGUCAGCUUCGUUACUGGCGACGGCGCUACUGGUGCACACAAGUAAUGGUCUUCGAUGGGAAGAGCACGACUUUCGCGUGAUGCUGGGCAAUCUCGGUCAAGUGGUGCCAGUCAACCAGUGUCCGGCGUGGGCGACACCUGUGACGGACCUGCACUUCACGGCUUCGUCCGGGGUGUGUCUUCCCCCGAGUACGAACUUGUUCCUCCAAGCAAGUGGCAACCUACUCAAGCCUGUGCCGUACCCUCACUCUGCGUACCAUUACAUUUUGGACAGUCCGUUGUUUACGUACUCGAAUGGAGCUGGAGUCGCGUCCUCGACCGUGGCUGCGUUGCCACGUGUAUCUGUGAGCAUCCUCAAGAACGUUGAUCCAACCUCCAGUACUUUGGUUCCGUCGACCGAGUGGGCGUACCAUUGGCAAGACUUUGACGAACACCGAAACGACCGCGUGUGGAGCCUCUUGUCGCCGCUAACGACAGCUCCUGGCGUGUACAAAGUGCAGUUGAAUGCGCACGACUACUUUGUCGACAGUGGCGUGUGCGAGUUGUGCUUUACCGUGACCGAUCGAUACCGUCCGAAGUCCAGCUCCCUUUGCCCUGCUACCCCCGGAGGGGGGGUAGCCCUUGGUUCGUGGUCUGCGGCCAAUGUUGCCACGCUGGAUGCGUACUUGGAUGGAGUCAGUUCGUUUGUCGGGUCUCGUGGCAACAAUGCCAACUGCAAUACCCCCCUCCCAGCCGGAGGUUCUGCGUGUGACGACACGAACACCGUGACGCCCACCGAUUGGUUCAGCUGCCCCUUAGCUACCGCUUUGGGCGACUUCAUCCCGGCAGAUUUUGCAGGGGGUGCGACUGGAUGUGUGGGCACUAUUUUGGCCACGGAUCCGUUGGCCGCUAAUGUGAUUACACCUAACUUCUUCAACUCCCCCUCUGUGUGCACGCGGACAGUUACGUUUGCGUAUAAGUGGUAUGAAUACUGGUCUCAGUUCAGCUGUGCAAGUUCUGGAGCCACUGGACUUUGCACCAGCGGUGCCGAUGGCCCGAACAGCGACUACGGGCCAAACGGAGGCGACGAGUCGGGCGUGACCUCGUCCAGCGCUUACGCGUGCGCCAACACGGUGUCGUUGUCGGCAACGGCCGACGAUUUGGUAGCGUCGGCAACUGUCAGUGGAAACCCGUCGCUCACAUCCAACGUACAGUUCAUCAGUGAUCCGGCCACCGUGUUCGCGGAGCCGUCGUACACUGCGCUCGGCGAUGCUGGAAACACUCAAAUUCACUUUUGGUCGCCGUCGAACGCCGCUCAAGACGCGGACUUGGACGUGCGCAACACGAUCACGGUGCCCAUCCAAAGCGUAUUCUCGACGACGGCGCUUGGAGGGCCCAUCGCGGGACUCACGCUUCCUGCUGCUCCGAGCCUCGUGUCGUUUCGAUGGUCGACCACGACGCCGCCCACGUGGAAGCGCUACAGUGCCAACGAAAACCUCGUCUUGACCGACUUUGCGACGACGGUGACCUUUGAAGCGUGGACGCACUGCGGCCAAAAGGGCAGUGCCGUGACGUGGACCGUGUACAACCACCGCCACCAGUCGAUCCAAAACGUCGACGAAUGGUUCCAGCCCCAGUGGUCGUACGUGUCCAAGCCCCGCUGCAACGUCCCCCACAGCGACUUUGGCGUGGUGCAGUUUGCCUUUGACGUGGAUGACCUCAAUGCUCGCAUUGUCAACUUGGACGCUGAAUCAGACAAACCCAUCGAGGCCAUUCUUCCCCCCACCGCCGCGCUUCUUGGAGACACAAACUACGUCCGGUGGUUUUUCAACAGUGUCAAAUGCGCGUGGAAGUACGGAGAAGCCUUGUCGGCCGCGGACUUUACGCUGUCAGACUACGCGUGGUCCAUCUCGGCUGACGACUUUGCCAGCACGGGGUCUCCCCCGAAUUAUACGCCCCAGACGUUUCAGUUCGCCCCCAAGUUGCUCAACCAGGGGGUGACCAAAGUGUCGGUGUAUUGCGACUUCUUCUUCACAGACACAUUGAAAGCCAACGUUGUGACGGUGUAUCGUGACGCAAGCUACGUGGGCGACUCGAAAUCGUUUCCCGUGGGCGCGUACGACCUGCCGUCUGGAUUCCUGGGCACGCCGACCCCGGCCAACGGCGUCUCGUCGCUCAAAGUGGCCCCGGGGUACAAAGUCACACUAUACCAGGACUUCAACCAACGUGGGUCGUCCAUCUCGCUCACGGCAGACACCCCGAGCUUCCUUGUCGGGUGGGACAACUUGGCCAAGUCCAUUCGGGUCACGGCGCUGCCCGGCACAACUGGGAUCAACUCGGUGACAAUUCACACGGACAAGAACUUUGUGUUUGAAAACUGCGACCGGCCUACGUGGGCCGACGCGUACUUUCCCACCGGCGAGACGUGUGUCGGCAACUGCAAAACCCCGUCCUGGCUCAACACGCCCGGGGGCCGUGUGGCCGCCCCCUUCCAGGCCAGCGGCGGCAACUUGAUCUUCCCCGCUGCCGAGUACACUGCCGCCGCCCCCAUUGGCACUACGUUUCACGUGGGCGCGAAUUAUGCGUGCUGCAGUGCUUGUGAUGGAGCCGCUGGGUUUGGAGCGAGUAUCACGUCCGUGUCAGCCCCCUGGACGGCGGGCUCACCUAUCUCGCGCUGCCAGCCGUCCAAUUAUGCCCCGCCCAACCCUAUUCCGACGCAAGUGGACCCGACCACGAACGCCGACCCGGACGCCACUCCUGUUCUGCUGGCGUUUGCUGACAUGAUGUCGACGUCGUCGUCCAGUAGUUCAUUGGCCGUUUUGGUGGUGAUGGUGGCAUUGGUGGGAGUCGUCGCAGCCGUUGUAUUCCACCAAUCGUCCAAGGCGCGGCAAUUCGUGGCGUUGGAUGACGCGUACACGUCGCUCACAGAUCCUGCGCUCUACUAGCUUUGUAUCCGUGGUGUAUGUAAUAUAGAGUAUAUAUUACAUACUUUAUGGCAUGGUAGGACAUGGUAGGACAGUUAUCCGGAAUCCGGUUAAAAAUUGUUAUACG